Messenger RNA from Blepharisma stoltei, 1208 nucleotides. Lineage: Eukaryota; Ciliophora; Heterotrichea; Heterotrichida; Blepharismidae. The record is from the annotation of a GenBank genome assembly.
AUGGAAAGUAAGUAAUAGAAAGCCAGAAAAUUUUUGACAGCUGAAGAUGAGCUUAAAGCCUGCCAAAUGAUAAGCCUUCUUGAACUUCACGACGAAUCAGAAGAUUUCCUUGAGCCAGUAGAUUGAAAGUUUCUUAAUCUUCCUGACUACCCGUUUGUCAUCAAGAACCCAAUAGAUCUCGGCACAAUUAAAAAUAAACUAAAUAGAAAAGUUUACCGCAAUUUAUCUGAAUUUAUUACAGAUAUACAACUAAUCUGGGACAAUUGUAAAUUUUAUAACGAACGAAGCACAGUAAAAAAUAAAUAGGAUUUUCGUCAACGGGCUGAAUUUUUGGAAAAACAAAUGAAAAGAUAUUGCGUAAAAUUAAGGAUUCCAAUGCCAAAAGGUAGGCUGAAAAGGCUAAAAGAUAAAGAAACAGCUGGAAUUGAGAAUUCUGACACUGUAACAUUUGAAGAAAAAUGAGAAAUGUUAGGAAAAAUUAAAAAAUUAGGCCAGUUUUCUUUACUCCCCCCGUCCUUGAUCGAACGAUUGACUGAAAAAUUCCUAAAAAUUGGAAAAUUAACCCCGUCCUUGAUCGAACGAAUGCAAAUUUUUAUAUUUAUACAAAUAUAUUAGUUAUCAAAAGCUUGGGAGAUGUGCCUAAUGAAGUUGUUGUCAGAGGCUUUGAGACGACAAAAAGCUACGGAAUCAACCAUCCGAAGUGCUUUAGUCAUCAGCCUGGGCUUAAAAACUCAAUAAUCUAAAAAAUAGAAAUUCUUUAAAAUUUAAAAUUUUUAUUCAAUAAGAAACAAAUUAAAAUUUAUACAGUUUAAAGGGGUAACCAAAAAAUUAAAAAUAUUAAAAAUUGGUAUUCUUAUGAAAUUAAUUUAAUUUUUUGCUGAAAAAAAUAAUUAUUAAAUACUCUUAACCCUCUUAUUUAAAAGUAAAUAAAAAAAAUAUAUAUAUUUUUUAUUUUAUAUAUAAAAAUUUUUUUUAACCCCAAUCCUUGAUCGAACGAUGGCGAGCCGUUCGAUCAAGGAUGGGGGGAGUUAGAAGAAGUGGUGCGUCUAAUAAGAAUGAAUGCACCAGAAGCAGUAGAAAAUGAAGAAAAAGAGAAAAUAAGGGUAAAGCUCGACGAUCUUGACAGAGCUACAUUUACAAGAAUGCAAGAAAUUAUUAACGAAAGCACCUCACUUGAAAGCUUGCCAAGAAAGGCCUAUAAUGCUUAA